ACCAACUUUACAAAACGCAUAUUCUCCCCCUACUCAUCUGUCACUCUGAGAGCUAGGGCAUAAAUAGCAGCAGCAACUCUCACUGCCACCACCGCACUCCGUCCUACCGUCGCAUCGCCACCGUCUCCUCUCACAACUCCGUCAACGAAGCACCGUCCAAAUUACCUCCGAUCGUCUUCAUUGUCAUUCAGGUCUGUGUUGAUAUACUGUGAAUGCCGAAGAAAGUAUUUUGACACAACAUGGGUUUUGACAAUGAGUGUAUAUUGAACAUUCAAUCUCUUGCGGGAGAGUACUUUUGUCCUGUUUGUAGAACCCUUGUCUAUCCACAUGAAGCUAUCCAGACACAGUGCACUCAUCUAUAUUGCAAACCUUGUUUGUCAUAUGUUGUAAGCAGUACUCAGGCCUGCCCCUAUGAUGGAUACUUGGUAACCGAAGCUGGUUCAAAGCCACUCAUGGAGUCCAACAAGGCUCUAGCAGAAACCAUUGGGAAGACCACUGUACAUUGCCUUUAUCACAGGAGUGGCUGUGUGUGGCAAGGUCCUUUAUCUGAGUGCACAACCCACUGUUCUGGUUGUGCCUUUGGUAAUUCUCCAGUUGUAUGCAACCGAUGUGGAAUUCAAAUUGUGCACCGUCAAGUGCAGGAACAUGCUCAGACCUGUAAUGUCAAUGGUACAAGUACUCAACCACAAACGUCUGAGGCUGCACAGGAUGCCGCUUCAUCUGGAGCUGUGCCUACCGAUCAAAGCAAAAUUGCUAAUCAAGCAGUGGCACCACCACUAGCUUCCCAGCCACAGGCAUCUCAGACUGCCGCCGCUCAAAAUCUGAAUCAGCCAGCAACGUCAUAUCCUCUCCCUCAAGUCAUGGCUGCACCUGUAUUGCCAACAGCUGAACACCAAUAUUACCAGCAUUAUCAACAAUAUUACCAACAGUAUCCUGGUUAUGAUCCAUACCAGCAGGCUUAUCAACAAUACUAUCCGUAUCAACAUCAGCCUGCUCAGCAAAUCCAGCAGCCCCAGCCCCAGCCCCAGUCUCAGCCACAAGUUCAGCAGCAAGUGCAAGCCCCAAUGCCACAGGUACAGCCGCAGGUUCAAAACCAGGCACAGACUCAAGGGCAGGGUCAACCACAACCUCAGACACAACCUCAGGCUCAGUCACAAAUUCCAGCUAAUGGACAGCCUCAACCUCUCUACCCUCAGGCUGUGGUGGUUACCUCAAGUCAAAACCAGGGUCAGGCGAAUUCACAACCUCAAGGUCACCCAGGUCAGCCUGUUGCCCAUGGUCACAUACCUAUGCCGUCAUACUCGCAAGUCCAGCCGCAUAUUGUUCAAAGUCAUGCACAACCACCUCAAUAUCAGCAACCUCCUCCACAGAUGCAUCAUCCUCAGCCACCUCAAGUGCCACCAUUUCCUCAAACCCAACCACAAACACAACCACAACCUUACUCACAACCACCCUCACAUUUCCAUUCACAGCCCCCGCCUCAAUUGCAGCCAAUUAAUCCCCAGUAUCCUCCAGCAAGUCAUCCACUUUAUCCAUCACAGCCUCAUCAGCAUGCUCCACCCCAACAGCAUCCUAUGCAAGUGCAGCCACCAUCUGGCUCUUUGCCGUCACAGUUUCCACCACCACCUUCUUAUAUGCGUCCUCUGCAACCUUCCCAUAUGUUUCCACCUCAGCAGCGUCCUGUUACACAUCAGGUUCAGCAACCAAUGCCUCCACCAUAUAUCCAGCAGCCUCAAGCGUUUCCAGGACAAACACCUGGUCAACUCCAAGGUCAGCCACACCAUGCUGGUCUAUCUGCACAUCAGAAUCUUCAAGUACGUCCACAGGUUCCACCUCAGCAAAUGCAACAACCUUCUCCUGCAUUGCCACAUGGCAUGCCACCUCAAAGUUAUGUGGGAAGACCUGCUAUGCUGAAUCAGGGAGGUCAGCCACAGCAAUAUCCCCAAUCUUCUGGUUCAGCAGGUGUUGCACCACCAGCCAGACCACUACAGUUUGGUUCAAGCCAGCCCUUUGUAAGUCAGAGUAAUGUUAACUUGGCUAACCAGCAAUAUGUGUAUCCAGAUCAGCAACGUAAUGAAUAUGCACCACCUUCGGGUGGUGAUCAAACAUUUGAAAGAAGGGUAGAACAGGAAGGUAAAUCGCCUUCUCUGAAGAAGUCUGAGCCAGUGAUUAACGAAGUAAAACCUGAAGCAGGCAUGGCCGAUGAAUUUAAGCGUGAAGGUGGCCAGAGGAAAGAUGAAGCUUUGACUAAAGAUGCUGUCUCUGAGUUGCAUCAGGCACAAGGGGGGGUUUUAGUGAAAGAAGAGAGCACGGAUGGUGCCUUAGAAGAUCAUUCUCUUGGUCAGAAAAAAACGCAUGAUUCGGCAGUUCCCACUACAGACUCUGCAAAACAAGGGGAGAUAAGUGGAUCAUUUAGUCAAUCCCAAACACCUCAAGGCCAGAUUGGUGAAGCGUCUGGUGGAUUUCCAAGCAAGGGCACUGAACAAUCUUCGCAUCUUGCUCCUAUUACAGAACAAGGAAGAUCUACACACCCUCCUUUGCCGUAUGGGCCUCCUGGGCAGCAACAAAGACCUGUUGCACCUAAGUCGCAGUCGGCUCCUAAUAUUGAACAGACAAUGGGCCAAUCCCCAAGCCAUUUUAGGCCUCCUGGGCAUGGUUACUUGCCUCACGGCCCCCAUCCAGGUGAUCAAUUUCAACCACCUGGUCCAAAUCAACCUCCCCCCUUCCAUCCUGAGGUUCCAUCAGGUGGACCUAAUAGUUUUGCUAACAGCAGAGGAUAUGAACCACAUGGUAGAAUUUCCAGGAUGUCUCAAGGUGAUCCAUUUGGACCCCCUCCGCCACAUGGGCCUGACGGUCUACGUCAUCAUGUUCCAAUGGAAUCUGAUAUGUACCAAAACCAGAGGCCUUCUCAUUUUGACAGUAGACGUCAAGAUUCCCAUUUACCUGGUAAUUUAGACAGGGGACCUUAUCGGCCACCUUAUGGUGCUGAAUCAAAUUCAACGAGGAUGAAUGGGGCCCCACCACCAGGUUUUGACUCGUCAUCAGCACCUGGUUUUGGUGAUGAAAAGUUUAGAACCUCUGAUAGUUUUCCCAUGCCACCAAACCGUCAUCAUGAGGAAAGUUUCAAACAGUUUCCUGGCCCCCCUCACUUGGGCCGUGAGGAUUCUCCAAAAUUUGGAAGUCGGCCAUCAGGUGGAUAUGGGAUGGAUGGGCCAUCAAGGUUUCAUGAAAAAGAACCCCGUGGAUAUGGCUAUGAUGCUGGACAGAGGUUGCCACCAUAUCAUCUCAAUGAGUCUGGCGGAAGACCGCUUCCUGCAAAUAUACAUGAUAACAGAGGGAGGUUUGAUAAUAAUCGUCAAAACCCUGAUUUCCUCGGACCGAUGCAUGGUUUUGGUCGCCAUCAUAUGGAUCAUCUACCACCUACUAGUCCAGGAAAUCCAUUCGGUGGUCCACAUAACAUUGAUGUCGAUGGCAGAAAUAUGGAAAGGCAGUCAUUUGGUGAAAGAUUUCCAAUGGGGCCACCCGGUCACAUGCAUAGAGGGGAGUAUGAUGGCCCAGGAAAGCCCAUGAAUGGUGAACCUUUUGGCCCGAGGGAUCUAUCUGGUCGUGGUGAGCCUGGUUUUGGCCCUUUCCAUGAUUACGGUCGUUUAGGGGAACAUGGGCCGGGGGGUUUCUCUCAUCAGUCGCGUUUUGGAGAAGGGUUUGGCUCUAAGUCAGCUCGUCCACAUUUGGACGAACCAGUUUUUAGAAAUAGUUAUUCUCGUCAGGGAUUCCCUAGUGAUGGUGGAUUUUAUGCAGGUGGACCUGACUCAUUUGACCCGUUAAUGAAGAGAAAGACGUUUAGCAUGGGCUGGUGUCGCAUUUGUAAAGUUGACUGUGAAAGUGUGGAAGGUUUGGAUAUGCAUGGUCAAACACGUGAGCAUCAGAGGAUGUCCAUGGAUAUGGUUAUUAGCAUCAAAAAGAAAAAUGCUAAGAGACAAAAAACAUCUAUUGAGCGUGAGGAGGGAAGCAAAUACAGAAUCUAGAGAUUUAUGCUCGUGCUGAUAUGUUUUAGGUGAUGAUGGUUGAGCAAUACCAUCUUUGGUAUUUACAUUUAGUAAGUGGUGAGUCACUGUCAGAUGCUCUUUUGGAUGGUAUAUGCUUGUUUUAUGUUUCAGGUUGCUGCUUUGUUAUUGAAGAUGGUUUUUGGGAACUGUAAGUUUCUUGGAAGUUAGGUUGGUUUUGUUUUAAUAUCCUGAACUUUGAUAGCUUUGUUGGACUAGUGCUCUUAGUUAACUCAUGGGCUUUUUAGUAUGAUCAAGUUCUAUGUCUGAAAUUCUGGUUUUACUUUUUUUUUUUAAGAUUUCUGGUUUUAUUUUUUAAGCUAAUAUUUGUAUCUGACCUGAUGUAUGAUUGGUGAUUUGUUGGCUA
This is a messenger RNA of Helianthus annuus (common sunflower), 4410 nucleotides long. Its product is annotated as chromatin modification-related protein eaf-1. The coding region runs from base 240 to 4025 and encodes 1261 amino acids. The record is from RefSeq and is a predicted model, not a curated record. The transcript has 6 exons. Lineage: Eukaryota; Viridiplantae; Streptophyta; Magnoliopsida; Asterales; Asteraceae.